Messenger RNA from Rattus norvegicus (Norway rat), 5266 nucleotides. Lineage: Eukaryota; Metazoa; Chordata; Mammalia; Rodentia; Muridae. The record is from RefSeq and is a predicted model, not a curated record.
AACGCGCGUGCGCCCGCUUGUGGGCGGAGCCUGGGCGCGGCAGGGGCGGGGCCUUUCGUCACGCGCAGCCCCGCCCCUCGGUCUCCGGGAGGCGGCAACCGCUUCUCUUCCCGGUUGUUGGAGACUGCUUCACCUCGGUUCUCGGUAACUAUGGGGGACCCCAGCAAGCAGGACAUCCUGGCCAUCUUCAAGCGCCUGCGCUCGGUGCCCACUAACAAGGUGUGUUUUGACUGUGGUGCCAAAAAUCCCAGCUGGGCAAGCAUAAGCUAUGGGGUGUUUCUCUGCAUUGACUGCUCCGGAUCACAUCGGUCGCUUGGGGUCCACUUGAGUUUUAUUCGGUCCACAGAACUGGAUUCUAACUGGUCCUGGUUCCAGCUUCGAUGCAUGCAAGUUGGCGGGAACGCAAAUGCUUCUUCCUUCUUCCACCAGCAUGGGUGUGCCACCAAGGACACCAACGCCAAGUACAACAGCCGUGCAGCUCAGCUCUACAGGGAGAAAAUCAAGACUCUGGCCACCCAGGCCACCCGCAGGCACGGCACCGAUCUGUGGCUGGACAGCUGUGCAGCUCCACCCGCAUCCCCUCCUCCAAAGGAGGAGGACUUUUUUGCCUCUCACGCCUCUCUGGAGGUCAGUGGUGCUACGCAGGCAUCUGCACAGCCAGAGCCAGCCUCGUCAACACCGUGGGGCUUGGAAACUACUCCAGAAAAACACGAAGGUGGGCCGGGACAAGGGCCAAGUGUGGAAGGGCUGAACACCCCUGGGAAGACUGCACCUGCAGAGGUUUCAUCCAUUAUAAAAAAGAAGCCAAAUCAAGCAAAAAAAGGACUUGGAGCCAAAAAAGGGAGCUUGGGAGCCCAGAAACUGACAAAUACAUCCUUCACUGAGAUCGAAAAGCAAGCUCAGGCUGUGGAUAAGAGGAAGGAGCAGGAAGACCUGGCCAGGGGCACCCCGAAGGAAGAGUCCAUUGUUUCAUCGUUGCGAUUGGCCUACAAGGAUCUGGAAAUUCACAAGAAGCAAGAUGAAAGACUGAACCUGAGUGGCCAGAAGAAGGCGGAAGCUGAGCGGCUGGGCAUGGGCUUCGGAAGCUGCAGAGGUGGCAUCUCCCACUCAGUGACCUCAGACAUGCAGACCAUCGAGCAGGAGUCACCCACACUGGCAAAGCCAAGGAGGAAGUACCAGGAGGACCCAGAGGACUCGUACUUCAGCUCCAGCUCCAAGUGGUCUGAGCAGAGCAGCAGCAGGUACUUUGACGACCCCAUGGAGCUAAGAAGCAGCCACUUUUCUAGCUGGGAUGACAGUGCCGACUCCUACUGGAAGAAAGACAGCAGCAGAGACCCUGAGCCUGCCACGAAAAGCACCGGCUCUUCAGACAGGCCCAGUUCUCGCCGGAAGCCAGAAUACGAGCCCGUUGGCAAUACAGAUGAAGCCCAGAAGAAGUUUGGCAAUGUCAAGGCCAUUUCCUCGGACAUGUACUUUGGCAUACAAUCCCAGACAGAUUUUGAAACCCGGGCACGGCUGGAGAGGCUCUCCACCAGCUCCUCCAUUAGCUCUGCAGAUCUUUUCGAUGAGCAGAGGAAGCAGACCACAGGAAACUACAACCUCUCGAACGUGCUGCCCAACGCCCCAGACAUGGCACAGUUCAAGCAAGGUGUGCGCUCCGUUGCUGGAAAACUUUCCGUCUUUGCCAAUGGGGUCAUGACAUCCAUUCAGGUGAGUAAAACAAGGCUGGGGUUCCCAGGGGCCCUGGAGCUGCAGCUGUGAGUGGGGGCUGUGCUGCAGAAUGGCCCAGGCUUCAUGAAGGGCUGGAGCCAUGGAGUAUACUGUCACCCUGUCUGUCACACUGUCUGUCACACUGUCUGUGAUCUCAGCCACUCGGGGCUGAGGCAGGUAGAGCCUGAGUUCAAGACUUGUCUGCGCUGAGAUCCUGUUUUCUAAGUUCUUACUGGGAUUCAUAUAUUUCCCCGGAUCUGGGUUUAGAAUGGAGAAUUAUUUUUUUUUAAUGUAGAUUCAUUUGUCUUAUUUUAUAGAUAAGAAUGUUUUGCCUGUAUCAUGUACACAUGUCUGCAUGCCUGGCCUCAAGAAGGGAUUAAGUCCCCAGAACUGUAGUUACAGAUGGUUGUGAGCUGCCAUGUGGGUGCUGGGAAUCGAACCCAGGUCUCCUGUAAGAGCGGCAAAUGCUCUAAACCACUGAGACAUCCCCCAGCUCCAUAGAAGAUGUGGAAACCACCCACUAUCUCCCUGUUCUGGGGUAACCUCUGUAGCGUUUUGCUAUGUCUUGUUUUACUUCUUUCUAUUUAUUUUUUUUUAAAGAUUUAUUCAUUUAUUAUAUAUAAGUACACUGCAGCUGUCCCCAGAUACACCAGAAGAGGGCAUCAGAUCUCUCCACAGAUGGUUGUGAGCCACCAUGUGGCCGCCGGGAACCGAACCCACGACCUCUGGAAGAGCAGUCGGGUGCCCUCAACCGCUGAGCCAUCUCUCCAGCCCUCUAUUUAUUUUUUUGAGUCAUGGUCUCUCUGUGUAGUCUUGGCUGACUGCUGAUUACUAUGUAGAGAGCCCCCUGCCUCUGCCUCUGCCUCUGCCUCUGCCUCUGCCUCUGCCUCCUGAGUGCUGUGAUUAAAGGAGUGUGGUAUCACACCCAGCAUUUUGUUUUGAAACAGGGUCUCACUAUGUAUCCUAGCUGGCUUGGAACUGGCUUUGUACCCGGUUAACCCAGAACAUGGAGCUCUUUGCCCUCCUGGAUCCUGGGAUUUCAAGGUGUACACCACCAUUCCUGACUGCGUAUAUUUUUAACGGAAGAGGGAAUUCUAUUGCUGUAUGACUGUAUUUAUUAGUGUACACUCAUUGUACAUGGUCCUGGUUACUGAAGGACAUUUCAUAGUGUACAGAAUGGACCUGAUGGGUAUCUCCCCCACAGCUCUACCCUCCACCUCACCCCCUUAUUCCCUAGAGAGUUCCUCUUCUGCUUUACACUGUAUGCACACACAUCGUUUACACUGUAUGCACACACAUCCUUUACACUGUAUGCACACACAUCCUUUACACUGUGUACACACACAUCCUUUACACUGUGUACACACACAUCCUUUACAGUGUAUGCACACACAUCCUUUACACUGUGUACACACACAUCCUUUACACUGUAUGCACACACAUCGUUUACACUGUAUGCACACACAUCCUUUACACUGUGUACACACGCAUCCUUUACACUGUGUACACACACAUCGUUUACACUGUAUGCACACACAUCCUUUACACUGUGUAUGCACACACAUCCUUUACACUGUGUACACACACAUCCUUUACACUGUAUGCACACACAUCCUUUACACUGUGUACACACACAUCCUUUACACUAUAUGCACACACAUCCUUUACACUGUAUGCACACACAUCCUUUACACUGUAUGCACACACAUCCUUUACACUGUAUGCACACACAUUCUUUACACUGUAUGCACACACAUCCUUUACACUGUGUACACACAAUCCUUUUAUGUAUCUGUAGAAAAUACUUGUCUUUCUGUGUUAAACUUAAUUCAGCUCAUAUACAAGAAGGUGAAGGGGCAUCCUGUUUAUGACAAGGAGGCCGUCUCAGCUUGUGUAAACAGCUUGCUUCGGAAUCUUCUUGGUUAUGUGAAGUCAUUUUAGAAGCAUUCUAUUAGGAUGAAAUGUGACCCUGAGGAGUUGACUGAGUUGACAUUGCCACUUAUGGGUCCACAGAGGCUUCUAGUCUACAGACCAACCCUGCUGUGGCCUUGAUGGGAAUGUGAGGGAGGAGAAAGCCUAAAACUGCAGAGGCUAGGGGCUCUCGUCCCUCUUCUCUUCUCCCUCCUUCCUCCCUCCAGUGGGCAUUUCUUCAAGUCCUGCUGGCACCAGUGCCCUGCCAGGUAGUUUCUCUGUUUUGUGGGUGUGACCUUUCUGUAUUUAGAGUCCUCCCAACUUGUGUCCCCAUUUAUAAGUGAAGAAGCAGAGGCAGAGGUUGAACCUCUGCUAGAUGAGCAGGGACUUCAGACAGAUCCCUUGAUGCUCCCCUCACAGUGCUCCCUGGACCGCUCAGAACAUGGCCCUCCAGGAGGGGGCAGCCCCUGCCUUGCAAUCUAAUCCCAAGCUGGCCUCCCACCCCCACUUCCCCUCCUGGCCAUGAAGAGGCUGAGGCAGUGCUGGCACCACACAGCUGCUCUUCGUGCAGAGACGGUGGCCGCUGACAAGAGCCAGAUGUCCCUCAUCAACAGCGAUUGCAUGGCGUGUGCCUGGAGGAGACAGAUGCAGUACUGGUAGUAAAUGUUGGUCUGGUUCUCUUUAGGAUCGCUACGGCUCGUAAUCCUGGUACCAGGCUGUGUCCAACCUGGUAAAACUCCUCUUCAAAUGGACGGGAGACCACAUCUGGCUGUGCGGAAACCCCAGCUGCUUUGCGGGCCGGCUCUACACAUGUGCGGGCAAGGCACCUGCACAUUUCUGAGUUUGCGUGUUUCCUUUGAGACAUCUCGUUUCUGUGUAGUGGGGCUUUGCUUUCAUCUCUGGUUUAGGUUAGCUCCUUUGCUUUACCCUUGGGCGGCUUUAGUUCUAAGAACUGGAAGCCUGGCUUCUGGCUCCUCCACCUCAGACUGGGAGUCACCGUCACCGGGACUCGUGAUUAUCCGUGGACUGUGGGCUCAGGGCUGCCAGUACCAGCUGGUGCUGGAUGGGCUAGGGAAAUAAAGCCACAACCGUGCUUCUCCCUGCAGAGGAGCAAAACAAGCAAAACAAAACAAACAGGACCAGAAGUGCCCAGCCCCUUGCUGACAGAUUGCUUCCUGUGUGUGUCCCCACACAACAAGCUUUCAGACAACACACACGUAAAGCCAUCUGUCACUCUGUAAAUUAUUUUGUACAUUCUCUACUCUUAAGUGUUUCCCAGUCAGUUCCUUUAACAAACAUGAGCUUCCAUGAUGCCAAAGGAGUUCACUGCCACCUGGGAACAGAUAGGGUGUCGCCCUGUGAGAGGAUGAACGAGGCCAGCUGAGGGCUCCCAAGUGCACUUAGACAUCAGCAGUUCCAGGAGCACAAGCUGAGAAGGACGGCACUGUGGCAUCAGGACGAGGCUCAGACCCGGGGAGAGGGUGAUUAUAAUUGGGUAGUUUUGUUAAUAUUUUUUUAUCUUGACCUUGAUGUUCCAAAAGUUACAGGAUAGAUGUAAAUCGAUAAACUAAUUUGGCUGUGUUUUAGACAGCACCAGAAUAUAUUCAACGCAGUAAAAUAUAUUUGAAAUUUGAUGAACCAAAAA